AGAUGGAGUGAAAGGUUUCAGAAUCUGGUCUCCAGCAGAAAAGAGGGUUAUUAUGAGCAGGAACGUUGUCUUUGAUGAAAGUUCUCUGCUUAGAACCAUUGUGAAGCCUACAACUACGUGCUUAUUUGUAUAACAAUGAUGCUUGCCCAUAUAUAGUGAUAGUGACUUCUACAACAGUGAAGGAAUUUCGUGGUGAUUGUUACCGAUUUAGUUGUACUUACUAGCAAUUUAACUCCAAGCGUUUUGAAGAAAUGACAUGCUUUCAUUUUUAACCCAUACAUUGAUAAUAGGUGAGGUUAGCUUCUCCACCACCUAUGCAAGCAAAAUAUAUGUGAAUCUUGAUAUAGAUUACAUAAGAUCUUUGGCUCCAAAAUUUUCCACCAUGUCUACAGUAGUUCAAAUUAUAAAAAGCUCUAAUGUUAACAGUCUUCCUCGUAAGGAAGAGAUGUUUUUGAACCGUAUGGACAUUAAGGAGUUGUUGGAGGCUGAGUGGAGCUCUGAACUACAGGAAUACAUUGUUACGGUGAAGAGCAAGGUAAUAGAAAUACAUAACUAUUUAUGUUGUUACUACAUUUCAUGCAAUGUGUGCUCGAAGAAGAUUGAACCAACAAAUAGUAUUUAUCGAUGCCACAAUUGCAAUAAAGAUUGCAAAUUUCCUUUGGUCAGGUACAAGAUACACCAAAAAGUGACAGAUAGGACCGGAGACACUACUUUUAUCUUAUUUAAUGCGGUGGCUGAGAAACUCCUUGAUACAUUAGCUCACAAGUUAUUCAACAAGCUUACUACAGCUAACAAUGAUGUGCCUGUCCGAGUCCAAAGCCAUUGCGGAAAAGAAUUUGUUUUUAAACUGAGAUUAAAUCACUAUAAUUUGAAAGAAGGUCUUGAGAAUUUUACAAUAUCAAAGCUUUGGAUUCCAGAUGAUAAUUUGGAAGUACAAUACAAACUAAUGAAAGAAGAAAAGGGGAAGAACUUAUCCAAAAAUGAAACGAACCCAAAAGAUCAGCAUACGCGCUUCAGACUCAGUAAUAGACUUCUGCAUCCACGGCUGGAUAUGAUGCAGAAGGGUGGCCAUUUGUGCCUCCAGUUUUUAGACCCUAGCAAGCGGGGCCGGUAACGGUAGAGGGGCUGUGCGA
Messenger RNA from Solanum pennellii, 1133 nucleotides. RefSeq names its product replication protein A 70 kDa DNA-binding subunit D-like. The record is from RefSeq and is a predicted model, not a curated record. Gene Ontology annotation, biological process: DNA repair; DNA replication; DNA recombination. The coding region runs from base 257 to 1114 and encodes 285 amino acids. Gene Ontology annotation, cellular component: nucleus. The transcript is spliced from 4 exons. Lineage: Eukaryota; Viridiplantae; Streptophyta; Magnoliopsida; Solanales; Solanaceae. Gene Ontology annotation, molecular function: DNA binding.